AUGAGGAUUUUCUCUGCUUUGCUCUGGAUUCUUUUCCCAGGCUGCUGGGCGGUGACGGGCCCCGGGGCAGUGCGCGGCCCCCCGGGCGGGUCGGUGGCGGUGCGGUGCCGGUACGACUCGGGCUAUGAGGAUAAUCCGAAGUUCUGGUGCCGGGCAGGAUAUUGGGCAGGAAGUUGGCGCUGUUCCAAUGGGAUUCACAUCGUCGAGACCGACGGGUCGGAGGCGGAGGUGAGGUGGGGCAGAGUCUCCAUCCGAGACAAUCGCACCCAGCGCGCGUUCACCGUGACCGUGGAGAACCUGACACCGGCAGACGCCGGCACGUACCACUGCGGGGUGGGGAAGAAGUGGGAUUUUGAUCCCAGGGACACUGUGACACUCACCGUCUCCCCAGCUGUUCCUACCUCACCACCGACGACACCAGAAAAGGACCUGACCGUUGCCACCUCCCCAUGGACUGAAGUAGAUGCUCUUGCCAGAUUUCCAAGCACUUUACAAAGUACACCAAACCUCGUCCUCUACAUCCUGAUCCCAUCCGUCCUGCUGGUUCUGCUUUUCAUUUUGUUCAUAUCUGUAAAGUUUAGAAGAGCAUCGCAGAGGAGGAGAAAAGCCCUUGAGGACACACCAGGACAAAAGGAUAAGAACGUCUAUGUCUGUAUCACGAAUCCUGGGCACAAGCCUCCCUUCAGUGCAUCAGAUCCUGCUGCCACUGGCCAGAUGGCAACCUAUAAGAACGAGCAGCACCUGCCCAGCUCAGCUGAUCCGGCAUCUGUGUAUGAAAGCAUGAUCCCGCAGAAGAGUCAGGUUUCAGGACAGAGAAAAGCAGUUUUUUCUGGCCCACAGGACUGCUCAGCCACAGAUCAGCAGGACACCUACGUCACUAUGUGCACAAUCACACCCCCUCCCCCCAUGAUGUGUCAUCAAGCAAAGUGUGGGAGAAAAGCUGCAGGCUGAAGCCCUUCCUACUCACGGGAUAUUUAACAGCUCAUCCUUAUUUUCCUACUGUCCCAUGAAAGCUUCCGGACUGGCAUUCCCUCUGCCCUGCUUCUGCUGAGCAAUCUGCCAGGAGCAAGAUGUGGUGGGGAGGUCCCACUUCCAGCACGACUGUCUUCAGAAAUGUACUGGGGGCCAACAGCUACUGCAAAGUGCUUCUCCUUUCCUGGACAUCAGCUUGAAACUGCACAAAGUCUUGGUGGCUCCGGUUCCUGAAGGGCCGGAGGUUUUCCUCUGGCGCUCGUUGUGGCAUCUCUCUGCUCCAGCACCACAUAAUUGCUCAUAAAACUUACUUGGUGCAAAGGAGCUUGGUUCUGGGGUCAGAACCUCAGGAUGAUGAGGCAACUCUUUGGCUGGAGGAGAUAUGGGGAACAGGGCCUCAGAGAGGCUGUGAAAAUAACAAUGGGAAGACGAGGCAGAAGGAAACAGCUUUGUCCUUCAUUUCCCCAGUCAGCAUGGAGUUAAUUGUGCUGGAAUCUUUUUACCCCCAAUCCCAUGUUAGCACAGUGGCUUAAAACAAGAAGGGCACAUGGAUUCCCCCAUUUGAUAUAGGUUAUAGUGAAAAGAUUGAGAGCCCAUUCCCAGAAGUUCUUUUUGGACAUCUUCAUCUUUGAUCCUAAAUACCCCGUGGGACACAUGUAAAGAAUUUGGACACAAGACCAAUAUCAUUCUGGAGUGUAGGAACAGGAGUGUUGUAUGAAAGACACGAGAGAUAAUGGUCUGACCCUAGCCUCAUCUCCACCAUGUGCACCACUAGGUUUCCUCAUACUAUCCACCCCCUAGCACCUCCAGUAACCCCACGUUGAGUCAUGAUGCUGGAGUGGCGGGGAGUGGGGAAUUGGCUCCUUCUCUCUAUUUUGCCCACAGGAGCUCCACUCUUCUUUAAACUCUGCCGCCAAACACCUCCAUGAUAACCCCCCUGCCUGCACAGCUCCCACCAGAUCCGCUCGGCUCCUGCAAUAUUACCAGCUCUCAUGGUUUUAGUGCAAGUCUCACAACGUUCGCUGCUUUGUUUAAAGCCCCAACUCCUGGAUUCUUGGGAUAAUGGGAGAAUCUCAGCUUUCUCUAGAUGAUGGGAGAAUCUCAGCUUUCCUUAGAAAAGAAACAAGAUGUUUCCAGCCCACCCCACAGCAGAGAAAAAAUUGAAAAGGUGACCCAAGUGCACCCUUAGGUUUCAAAAAGUGGAAGAUUAAAAAAAGAACCCAAAAGGCAUCUUGAAAUGAACAAAAACUCUUGAGAUUUUAAAACCAAUCUCAUGGUUGAGGCCCUACACAUGAUUUUUGAAUGCUUGAGGGAGAGGGACAAUAUCAGUGGUGCCAUAUAGAAAUAGUUAGUGAUGCAGACACACAGACAGCUGAAGCCUCAGCUGGUAUGUCUACACCAGUGGUUCUCAACCUAUUUACCAUUGUGGGCGGCAUAUUCAGCUCUCUGUGUGUUAUGUGAGCCACAUCCACACAAUAUAUAUACUACCUGUA
This is a messenger RNA of Mauremys mutica (yellowpond turtle), 2465 nucleotides long. Its product is annotated as CMRF35-like molecule 2. NCBI's taxonomy places the organism in Eukaryota, Metazoa, Chordata, Testudines, Geoemydidae. The record is from RefSeq and is a predicted model, not a curated record. Bases 1 to 951 code for a protein of 316 amino acids. Gene Ontology annotation, molecular function: transmembrane signaling receptor activity. Gene Ontology annotation, cellular component: plasma membrane. The transcript is spliced from 8 exons.